UUCAGUCCAGGACAAGUUUUAUUCGUUUGUAUUUAUAUCUAUCUAUAUAUUUUUUUUUCCUGCCUAAGACACUUGUUCCACACUCAGUAUCACAUUAACCGCUUUAUUAAACUGUAGAGUUAAUAAUAAAAAUGUGGCGGAAAUAUAAUGGUUAACUAACCUCCAUAGACACUUGGUGUGUAGUGUGAGCUACUGAAUACUGAACAGGAGGAUUCCAGCACUAUGCUGAUUUCAGGCAUUCAUGCGAAAACAGAUGUACAGAUAAUUGUGCGGUUUGCUGCUUUUACACGAGUAUUAGCGCUUAUUUUACAGGCUGUGCUAAAUGCUCUAAUCCCUGAUCAUGAAGCAGAUGCUUUCAGUCCUCCCCGGGCAGAGGAACCACUCAUCUUGGACCACACUAUCGAGAUGCUCUUUAGUGGCUUAGGCCGCUGGGAUGCUGAACAUUUUCUCUUCAUAGCAGAGCAUGGCUACUUGUAUGAGCACAACUUUGCUUUCUUCCCACUCUUUCCACUGGUCCUGCGUUUGGCAGCGACCAUCCUGCUGUGGCCUCUGAGUCCCCUUCUCACAGUACGUGGACGUUUACUCUUGAUGGUGGCCAUAGCUAAUAGCACGCUCUUUGUGAUGAGUGCAGUGGCACUUUAUGGACUAAGCCGUCUGGUUUUACAGGACCGAAAACUUGCCCUGAUCUCAAGUCUUAUCUACUGCCUCACACCGGCCAGUGUUUUUAUGUUAGCAGGCUAUUCAGAAAGUCUUUUUGCACUUCUCACCUUUGGUGGUUUGUGGUUAUUGGAGAGAGGGUUUACAUCUGGAGCAUGUUUCCUUCUCAGUCUUGCCACUGCUGCACGUGCUAAUGGACUUGUGAAUGCUGGCUUUCUGUUAUACCUGCCCUUGCAGCGGAGUCUCACUCAGGUGUUUAACAAAGGAUCCGCAUGGCACUACAGCUGGGCAGCUCUGAGGUUUUUGCUUACAUCACCACUUUAUGUUGCAGUCAUUGUGCUCCCAUUUUGCCUCUUCCAGUUUUAUGGCUACUACACAUUCUGUUUGCCGUCUCUAACCAAGGAGCAGAUUUCUCCUGCUUUACUCAACCUGGCCAGGGAGAAAGGAUACAGAGUUCCUGAUGCAGCAGCACCUGCACCAAGCUGGUGCAUGAAACCUGUUCCAGUUCUCUACUCCUACAUUCAGGAUGUGUACUGGGAUGUCGGUUUCCUCCGAUAUUUCCAGUUAAAGCAGAUACCCAACUUUCUCUUGGCACUUCCAGUUGCCACACUAAGUGCCCUGGCAUCGUACAUGUACAUAAUGGCUAAUCCACGUUUUUGUUUGCAUCUUGGACUUGGAGAUAUUGGGAAGAAAAAGAAAGAAGGAAAACCACCAACUGGCCUCUACUGCCCAAAGGUGUUUGUGUACAUCAUUCACUGCUCUGUGUUGCUUACGUUUGGCAUAUUCUGCAUGCAUGUCCAGGUGCUUACCCGUUUUCUAGCCUCAUCUACGCCCGUCAUCUACUGGAUUAGCGGUCACAUUCUUCUUUCCUGUGAGCCCUUAUUAAAAGAAAAUAAAAACUUUGCUUAUGGCCAACGACAGAACACAUUGGGCCAAAGCAUUUAUCAUUUUUGGACAAGACAUUUGUGCAUUGGCAACCCUAUCACUCAGCUCCUGAUGUGCUGGAGGACUUGCUCCUUUCCCACCCACUGCAUUCUGGGAUACUUCAUCUCAUAUUGGCUGUUAGGUUUGGCUCUGCACUGCAACUUUCUACCUUGGACUUGACAGAAAAGGUAUGGCCACAUUUGUGCAUCUGCAGUAACUUGCCUUCUAUUUGUGGAUUCUCAUGAAGGUCUGCUUAAGAAAAUUAUUUUUAAAUGUUGGCUGUUAGAAAAGAUUUCAGCUUUGUCAUACUGGGGAACCAUGACCACUUUGGCUAUUUUAUUUUUAUUUUCAAUAAACUUGUGUUCUUUAUUUUA
Messenger RNA from Neoarius graeffei (lesser salmon catfish), 1955 nucleotides. RefSeq names its product phosphatidylinositol glycan anchor biosynthesis, class V (gene pigv). Bases 223 to 1761 code for a protein of 512 amino acids. Lineage: Eukaryota; Metazoa; Chordata; Actinopteri; Siluriformes; Ariidae. Gene Ontology annotation, cellular component: endoplasmic reticulum membrane; mannosyltransferase complex. The transcript is spliced from 3 exons. Gene Ontology annotation, molecular function: alpha-1,6-mannosyltransferase activity; GPI mannosyltransferase activity. Gene Ontology annotation, biological process: GPI anchor biosynthetic process. The record is from RefSeq and is a predicted model, not a curated record.